GUCGUUGCUCGCUAAAAACUUCUUUUUCGUAUGCUGUGUUCAUUGUGUUAGCCGGGAAUCGACUAUCAUUCAAGCAAUAUUUUGACAAAACCGAACGAAACUUUGUCUACACAACGAGAUUGUCUGCAAAUUAACUAAAGGUUUCUUCGGAAAACGAGAAAAAUAAGCAGAGAAGAUCCCUUUCUUCACUGUAACUCAUAGUUUUAGGUGCGGAUAGAACAUGAUUUCCGAGGAAAAUUACUUGAGUGACAUUACUACUUUCUUGGAGAAGAAGCCGAACAGUGGUGACGAUGGAAACGAGUCUGAUUCUUCGUUGAUCCUCGAAUUUCAGCCCAUAAAACAAAUAAAGAAGGAAGAUCUUCUCAAGCAGCUAGUCAGUCCAAAGCAGAAGAAAUUGGUCCCUGCCAAAAAUGAUGUUGUCACACCAUCGAAGAUAACUUCAAUUCUGGACGAGGAGGAUGAUGAUGACUUCUGCCGGCCUCUCUCGGACUUUUCCGAGCCUGAUUUGAUCCAAGAGGCUGAUGAUGAUAUUGAUGAUAAAGACAUUCCAACAGUUGACCUCUUGAAGUUAGAGUCCCCUGAAAAAUCACUCCUCUCUGACCAUGAGGAAUGUCAAUUCAAACUGUACUACUCAACAAGCCCUGAAGUUUCGCCUCAGCAGCCAAAGGCAAAGAACAUUUUGCAAGACAUUAAGAAUGUUGCACUGGUUAGAAGUCCGGUCACUGUCAAGCCCAAGCGGAAAAGGAUGAGAAAGUUGGAAAGUAUUUGCAAAGAAAAUCAGCACAAAGAAGGCAAAAAAUCUCCCAAGAAGAAGCAGUUGAAAAAGGUGGUAGAUGAGAACGAAGACAAUAUUCCACUGCAGCUUUUGAAGAGAAAGAAGACUAUCGGUGAUGAAAGUGAGGAGGACAUUCCUCUUGCGACAUUGAAGGCCAAAACCAAUACUGGAGGAGACAUCAGCAGUGAGGAGGACAUUCCUCUUGCGACAUUGAAGACCAAAACCAAUACUGGAGGAGACAUCAGCAGUGAGGAGGACAUUCCUCUUGCAAAUAUCAAAAAGAGCUCAAAAAUUUCUCUAGACCUGCCAGAGAAACUCAAAGGUGAGCAGAAAGAUUGUGUUGAUGGCGCUGAUGGCAAAAGGAAAGGAAACAGAAGGGACUCUGGAAGUGACAGCAGCGACAAAGAACAAAGUGGUCAUGAAUCGGAUGAACCUGCAGGCAGUGAGAAGAAAAGUGGUUCCAGCAGUGAAGGAGACGAUGAGGAUGACAAAAAGGACAAGAGGCGCAAGCAACCAGAAGAUACUAGUGAUGAGGAAAGCUCUGAGGAAGAAGAGGACAAAAGGAAGGAAAAGAAGCAAUCUGCCAAGAAGAAAAAGAUUUCCUCCGACAUAUCGUCGUCUGACUCUGAACUGGAAACGAAACCUCCCAGAGCAAAGAAGCGCCAAAGCCAGCCUCCGGCGGCAACCAAAAUGCUCGAGUCUGAUUCAAGUGAUGAUGAAGAGCUGCUCCCUCAGAGCAGGAAAAAGUCCAAGGUUGCCCAGAAAAGUCGUCAUUCACUUUCCGACUCCGAUGAUGAUGACGACGACGACAAGCCUUUAAAAAAUCUCCAGAAAGAAAAAAGCCAAAGCCGCUCUCCCGACAAGUUGACCAAAAGAGGCUUGAAUGAUUCUGAGGAAAGUGAUGCAGAAGUAUUGAAAUCUAAUCCAGCGCCGAAGAAGGCUAGAAAGCAAACCAGCUCCUCGGGAUCAGAAAGUAAACCGGCAGAAAAGAAAAAGCCAAAUACAAGUGCAGCUGGAAAGAGAAAACCCUCUCCCAAAAUCAGCCCUGCAAAGAAAAGCAAAACUCCUGAGGUAGGGAAGUUGCACAGUGAUAGUGAUACUGAUGAAAAUAAAAGUUGUGACUCUGAUGAUGAAAAGCCCUUGUCUGCGGUGAAGAAAAAUUUGUCGAGCAGCUCAGAAAAGAUUGCAGAUAGAGAUAGCAGCUCAGAGGACGAGAAACCUUUAAAGAAGCUAAAGAUUCCCAAGAAAUCUGUCAAACCAGAAAAAAGCUCAUCAGAUUCUGAAGAUGACAAACCCCUGAAGCCUAAGAUAAAAAACAAGGCCGGCAAAAAUGCAUCUGAUUCGGAGGACGAGAAGCCCCUGAAGCCAAGAACAAAAUCAGAGAAACAGUCAAGUAGUGAUUCUUCAUCUGAUUCAGAAGAAGAUAAACCACUAAGAGAAGUAUCAAAAGGAAAGGGCAAAGCUGCUGAAAGUAAAAAGCCUUCAAGGUACUCCAAGAAGAUCGACAAACUCAAGAAAUAUUUAAAAGAGGCUGGCUUCAAUUUUGUACACUACAGCAAGAUUUUGCAGCAAUGCAAUGGAAAUGAGAGAAAAUUUGCUGAUGAGCUUUUGAAAAUGUUACAUGACAAAGGACUGAAAGGAAACCCAACUCUGAAAAAAUGCCAGAAACUAAAAAAGAAACUGGAAAUCAAGAAAGAUGUUGAGGCCCUUGAUCUAGACAAUAUUAUUGAUGACGGCAAAACGUCACGUAGCUCAAGGUCCAAAGCUCCUCCUGCCACCAAGCCCAAAGUGGAACCAGUCAAGCGUAAGGCAGAGUCGUCAGGAUCCGAGGAUGAAAAGGUCAAGAAGAAGUUCUCUCGUCUGAAAGCCCUUGCUGAUAGUGACUCUUCCGACUAAGCGUAAGAAGAUUUUUGAUUGAAUCCUUUGAGAAUCUAUUCAAUGACAAAUUUGCUUUUUUUACAUAAAAAUAUAUAAUUUUCAAUAUCUAAGUACUUCUUUUGUUGGUUAUUUUAUAUGCAACAGUAGAUAACAAAAUGUUCAUACUAGAGCAAGCAUGUUAAGCGCUCAUAACGGCAAUUUUUGGAAUUGGCAAGCGUGAGCGUAGUGAUUGCCAAGUGCAGUGUUCGAAUCAAUAAAAAUUUGCGAAUUUCAUCAUGAAUUUUA
Messenger RNA from Neocloeon triangulifer, 2938 nucleotides. RefSeq names its product nucleolar protein dao-5-like. The transcript is spliced from 5 exons. The record is from RefSeq and is a predicted model, not a curated record. Gene Ontology annotation, cellular component: nucleus. The coding region runs from base 221 to 2671 and encodes 816 amino acids. NCBI's taxonomy places the organism in Eukaryota, Metazoa, Arthropoda, Insecta, Ephemeroptera, Baetidae.